AUCAGGAUGAUAUAAAUCGUGAGCCAAUUGAAAUGAAAUUGUAUUUUGAUACACAUCAUAAAAAUGGUAUUUGGAUUCACUUACAAGCUCAAGAAAACUAUGAGCAAAUGAAAGCUAUGUGGGAGAAGGCAAUAUUUGAUGGUGAUGGAAUAACUGGACGCGAGAUCCUUGAAAACGUGCUGAAGCCAAAAUCAGGUUAUAUUCGCGGGCUUGGAUACGGUGUGAAGCCGAAAAAAUUAAGAGAAGUCGAACUUGAAGCUCUUUUACAAGCUGAAAAGACUGAAUCUCAAGCAAGAAACGAUGAGCUAACAAAGCAAAUAGAAAGCCAACAAACGGUAAUUAAUCGUUUACAAGAGUCUUUUGAUGAAUUAAUGUUUAGAAUGGACGAGUUAAAACAUCAACAAGAAGGGGGCAACAAUUCAUCACCUGAAUAGUAAGAUUGGAAUUGAAAAGCAAGCUUUGGAUGGAUAUUGGUGGUUUGCAUCUCAACAAAAUUUUAUUAUCUUUUAUAUUAUGCUUAUAAAACUAGAUUUAUAUAUUUUUAGGAAUGAUCCUUCGUGUUUUUUAUCGAAGCAU
Messenger RNA from Mercurialis annua (annual mercury), 576 nucleotides. RefSeq lists its product as uncharacterized. Bases 33 to 434 code for a protein of 133 amino acids. The transcript is spliced from 3 exons. NCBI's taxonomy places the organism in Eukaryota, Viridiplantae, Streptophyta, Magnoliopsida, Malpighiales, Euphorbiaceae. The record is from RefSeq and is a predicted model, not a curated record.